AUGGCCACUCGUGGCCCAUCAGACCCCCAAGACAUCGACAAAUUAUUGACGAAACUUCGCGAUGACCCACUGGACACGAAUGACGAAACGGAGCGCGCCUUGCUGCCCAUAUUCCAGUACCUUAUGUCCAUACCCGCUCAUACCUCCGACGGUCUCUUUCACUGGUUUUGCGAAAAGGCGGACCCAAUCGCGCUCGAGGCCGCCACCUUUCUCCUUAGGCUCUUUGCCUACGACAGUGGUGGAGUAGAGAAAUGGAAGCAACGACUCCAGCUAGUCUUCAAAGGGUGCUGUGGUUGUGUACGUGGUGGUCAGCUUGCGAAGCUUACAUCGGAACAAACGUACGUGCAUGCUUUCCCGGCCGAUGUAUUGAAAGACUUUAUGCUCAAAUUCGAUGACUGGGAGCUCGGUUUUAUCCUCCCACGUAUCUCCAACACCACCACUUCCAUUGAAGCCCAUCCACCAGUCAUCUAUCAUGCCCUUUCAAACCUCCACAUCCUACGAGAUCCACGCAUACUUGCAAUUUUCGACAAACGGGACUUACCAUCUUCGCUCCCCGACUGGCCGACAGACCCGCCACCUCCAGGUCUGUUCUACCUUCAAUUACACCGGAACGAGGAUGUGCGAAGAUGGGCUUCUACACGUUUGAUUCAAAGUCGCGUACGACCAAUAGCGAAGGAGUUAUUCGUGCGUCCGUACAUCAAGAUCCUGGAGAUACUUUCUGGGGUUCUCGCCUCUCAAGGCGGUUCACAUCCGAUAGUGUUGUCAGCUUCAUCAGAUUCCACUUUGGGUGAAGAGGAAUCAGAAUAUCUUUCGAGUGAUCCUCUGGUCACUUGGCAGGCAUUCUCUGAAUUCAUGCGCUUCUCGCCACCGGAAUUGUUUCAACGUGGUUCAAUGACAAAGCUCGAUGUUCGACGUCUCAUCGCUGGACACCUGCAUGAUACUGGUCCACACUUCUCCAGCGUCCUUCGAUGUUUUCUGUAUCUCCUGAAACGCUUGGAAACGGACUUGUGGAAGUACGAAGCUACGGAUUAUCCACAAGUAAUUUUCGAUGCCAUUAAGGACAACUCAUCAUACGUGGAGAGAGUACGGAGCGUACCACGAACCGAGGACAAGCAGUGGUACCUGUACUGGUUUUCAGAUUACAUCAAAAGUAUUUGGUCGUCGCCCUCAUUCUCUACGACAUUCGCGAAAAUGGUCGACUUUCUUUGCGAAGAGCUCCAGCACGAGCGGUUUGGUGAAGCACGUCCUGUGGUAAUGUCGGCAGCAAGUUCGCUUUUCCGUUCCGUUCUACGCAUGUGCGACGAAGAGACCGCUCGAGACCAGCGCGCUGCCGUCCUCAACGUCCUGGAUAUUCACAUUGACCGACUCACAACGAUCGCGUUUUCACGUCCAUAUAACGAUCCAAAGUGGGCCAGCGCUCGCACUGUAAUUCGUGAACUCAUCUCGACGGCACUGAAGGCGGAUGUCAAGCGUGUGGCCUCGACUAUCACCGAGCUCACACGAUCCUACCUCGAUCCCAAGGGGUUCAGCACGCCUCCUGUUGUUCGCAGGCAGUUGUGGAAGAAGACAUACGAUAGUAUACAUGCCACAGACACCGACGGGAUAGCUAUGCUGAUCGACAUCAUAGCUCCCUCUGCACAUCUGGGGAAGCUGCACAAGGCGCCUUUUGCGGCUUCGCAGAAGAAAGGAGAGAAGCCUAUGAAACCCUCUCCUUCAGCAGAAGCCGCAUUCGAUGAAGUCAAUCGAGCACUCGACAUUUUUCACACCGGAUUUUCCGACGCGGUUUCCAGGUAUGCGAACUACAAUCCUGCUUCCGCCGUCCAAGAGCUUUUUCGUCGCCCCAACGUUGCCAAGGACAUCAUCAUCCUCAUGCUCUGCCCUGUGGAAGAUCUUCAAUCCGGCGCUCAGACUUUGGUCGGCCAAGCCUACGACACGGACGUCCGGGUCGACUGCUUUCGAGCGAUGCUCAAGCGUCUUCCCGAUCCUUCAUUCACCGGUAUCCUCGACUCUUUAACGACAUUCACACAGUACACGGAUGUCCUCCCUGAGGCUUGCGAUCUUUCCAAGGCCCUCGUGCGGUGCAUGACAGACGUCAUUGAAGUCUUGUGUGCGAGCCCGGAUGGCUUGCUCCUUGACGAGCGAUAUCUCAAGCGAGACGAAGGAUCCGGACCAGCCGCCAACAUACCCAAACUUUGGAGUCUCAUGUCGAAGGCCCUUUCCAACAUCUUCCAGAAGACGCCAUCAUGGUCGCAGUGGUUUGACCCGGAGGACAUGAUCGUAUGGAUGCGAGACGCCCUCAUAUUCGGGCGCGACAUGCUCGCCCAGUGGAGGGUUUUCGAGUCCGCGGCAGUCUAUCAUUCAGAUCCAAAAUUUUCUCGAAACAACGCCCAAUCGAGCAAGAUCUCACGGCCGGGGAAAAGAAUGAUCGCUGCGUUACAGUCUGUACUCUUCGAGCUCACCAAAUGGCUGCGCCUGACGGACGAGGAACUUUUGCAUCAAUCCUACGCCCUGCUGGAGACAUUGUUCGAUGUGUUCCGAAACAUGGACGUUACACCGACCGAGGAGAUCCUCAAGAAGCUCACGAGGAUGGUCAGUGAUGCCCGCGAGAGGGAACGGAAUCCCAGACUCGAUAGACCUCAGACCCGCCUUGAUUCCGCACGCGUAUCAAAGCUCGAGUCCAUCCUUGCUGGUUUCGACGACGACAACGAGAUCGAGUUGGUCUCCUAUACUCCUGCUCCAUCGACGUCCAAAGAAAAGAAUGCCCAUGCAUCCACUUCGAAGGACCCAGCGCCCGCCGCUGCUGUAGCCAAGACCGGCUCCCGAAAGUCGAGUCCAGGAAGCAGCAGCUCUGCUACACCUUCCAUCUCUUCCGCUAUCCAACAAAAACUCACAAAGCCUACCGCGUCGACCUCUCGAUUCUUUGGCGGACGCGACCAGAAGAAGCUCGACGAUGCGGCCAUCCCGUCAGCUGCCUUCCCCAAACUUCACGUUCCCGUCACGAAGGGCGUAGACAAGGUUGAGAGUAGCACGAAGAAAGAGAAUGCGAAGCCAACUCGAGAAGACGCGAGUGACGACUCGAGCGAUGACAGUGAUGGAGGCGGAGGGUUUGCAGCGCUCAACGAGAUUCGACGUACACCUAAAAUCAAGAAGCCUGCUGAACGGCGCCAGGUCAAGCUCAUGAAUAUGAGGACGAACGCGAGGAAUCCUAUGCAGGAACGUAUAAACCAGCGGGAGGACGCACGACGGAUAGCCAUGCGUAUGAAGCCGGACAUCUCGCAGCUGCAUCGCACUAUCUUGUCAUGGUCUUGGAAUCAUUCAGAGCCUGACCCACCGUCAAACAAGCAGUGUCCGUUUUUAGUGGCCAUACCCGAGCGCUUUACCGAUCACGCUCAUUAUCGCCGAAUAUUUGAGCCGUUGCUCGUCCUCGAAUGUUGGGCACAGUUACUUCAAUCGAAGGAAGAGCAGCAAGAGGCGUUUGAAUGUAAAAUAUCCUCCCGGCAACACAUCGACGACUGGUUGGAUAUCGAUAUCUCCAUCACUGAAGGCGUGGACAGCAACUGGUUCCUCAUUGACACCGACAUCGUCCGUCUGUACCUUCCUAACUCCGACAAAAUUAUCUUGGGAAAAGUCCAGAACUUCAAAGCGAACCAUUUUGGCGAACGAUCCCUUCAAGUGACCGUACGAUGCUACUUGGGAGGCGGGACAGUCGACCCCGGUCUGAACCCUGGCUCUACAUGGCGCAUUUCGAAGGCUUUCAGUUUGAGUACGCUCCAUCGAGAGUAUGCCGCUCUGGUAGCGAUGGAGUUCUAUGAUCUCGCUGAUGUCAUCCUGAGACCACGACUCGCCAUGAAGCCUUUCAUCGACAGCGAUGAACUGCAAGCGACUCAGACUAAAUUCAACGUCAACGAACCGCAAGCGGUGGCCAUUGCCAGCGUCAUGCGCACUGAGGGCAUUUCGUUGAUCCAAGGGCCUCCUGGUACAGGAAAGACGUCCACUAUUUGUGCUCUCGUUCAAGCGUUCCUGUCGAAACGAAAGACCGCGACGAACAUUCAAGUUGGCAGAUCGUCAGGGCCAGCCGACAAGGUGCCACCCAAGAAAGUCCUUCUUUGCGCUCCCAGUAACGCUGCUAUCGACGAAGUGGUUCAUCGCUUAAAGGAAGGAGAGUCCGGCGCUGGUCGUAAAGGUCGUGUUCCAAAUGUCGUUCGGGUUGGUGCCCCAAAAGCCAUCAACAUCAGCGUACAGGACGUAUCCCUGGACAACCUCGUGGAUCAGAUGUUGGAGGCCAACGAAGCUUCCAAGCAGAAGUCUUCUAAGGAGUCGGGUGGCGAACUCACCCUCCUGCGGACCGAGCUGGAGUCGGUGAAGCAGUCCAAAAGGGAGAAGCAGGAGGAACUCGCCUCUCUCCAUGAUAAUACUGCGAGGAGUCUUGCGUUGGAUGACGAGAUCAAGAAACUCAACUCGCGCCGCAUAAACCUGAGCCAGCAGAUCGACCGCCUACGAGACCAGCAGAAAUCUGACCGACGAACUCUGGAUGCCAACCGUCGUAAAUACCGCCUGAAGGUUCUUUUGGAUGCGGACGUGAUUUGUAGUACGCUGUCGGGGACAGGCCAUGAACUGUUGGAGCAGCUUGACUUUGACAUGAUCAUAAUUGACGAAGCCGCUCAAGCGAUUGAGCUGAGUUCGUUAAUCCCGUUGAAGUAUCGCAGCUCACGCAUCUUUAUGUGCACAGAUCCUCAACAGCUGCCCCCGACUGUCAUUUCCAUGGAAGCAAGCAAGUACAUGUACAACCAGUCCUUGUUCGUUCGUCUCCAAAAACAUCGCCCCGAUGCCGUGCACCUACUCAGCAUUCAAUACCGUAUGCAUCCUGACAUCAGCCAGUUGCCUAGCGCCCUCUUUUAUAAUGGGAGACUCCAGGACGGUCCCGGCAUGGUAGAGAAGACCAAAAGACCCUGGCAUACGAGUCCAAAGUUCGGAACCUAUCGCUUCUUUAACGUCACUAACGGACAAGAGUCGCAAGGCUCCUCUCACUCGUACAUGAACACCGCAGAAGUCAGGAUCGCCGUGUCUUUGUUCCAUCGUCUUCGCCAAGAGUUUUCGUCCGUAGACUUCGACUUUCGGGUCGGCGUGGUCUCCAUGUAUCGCGAGCAAAUCUUCUCCCUUCGACGUGCUUUCGAGCAACGAUUCGGUCGGGAGAUCAUCGGAAAAGUAGACUUCAAUACCGUCGAUGGGUUCCAAGGACAGGAAAAAGACAUUAUCAUUCUUUCCUGUGUGCGUGCAGGUCCUGGCGUGCAGACGGUAGGAUUCUUGGCAGAUGUACGUCGUAUGAACGUCGCCUUGACUCGUUCUCGAGCUUCGCUUUUCAUUCUGGGCCAUGCUCCGACUUUGGAACGCAGUGAUCAGAACUGGAAGGCGAUCGUGACGGAUGCAAGAUCUCGGUCCCGACUUUUCGACGUCGACGAGCAAUACUUCACCUCGUCAAGGUCGGAACCUCGUCCAUCGGUUGCGAAGCCAGUCAAACCAGCCCCUAUUCCACGCUCCUCUGCUGCUGCAAUUCCUUCCGAUCUUACGACGCCCAAGGCUCACAAAGCGUCUUCGAAACACACAUCUUCUACCACCGCCAUAACAUCUCCCCAGAUCGCGGCCUCCGCUGGUACAUCGAAGACCAACGGGACGUCCAGCGCAGCAGGAAGUGAAAAGGGAACAAGACUAAACGAAGAUGAGGGGAAAGAAACCACUUCUGAAUCUUCUAACCCUCCGCCGAAGCCUCGUCCUGCACCUGCGAAACGUCAGAAGCCGGGAGCAAGCUUGUUCAUCCCGAAGAAGGUACGAAAUGCAAAACGUUCUGAAUUUGCCCUUCCUAACCCAUGUCGUGACUCUUCUCCCCUUAGAGACCCGCACAAGACGACAUGGGCGGACCUUCUAAGAAACGGUAACGAUUACGCUUCUGAUAACAAAGUGAUGCACAAAGUCUUUCCUUCUAUCUCUUUCCGUUCGCUGUCGCAUACACAUUAUUUGUUUCGUCGCAUCGCAAUAAGUUAUUCUCCCACUUCUGAUUACAACAACACGGAUCAGCUCUCGAUAGAGCGUGUAACCUGA
Messenger RNA from Stereum hirsutum FP-91666 SS1, 6096 nucleotides. RefSeq lists its product as uncharacterized. Gene Ontology annotation, molecular function: transcription termination site sequence-specific DNA binding; helicase activity; ATP hydrolysis activity. Bases 1 to 6096 code for a protein of 2031 amino acids. NCBI's taxonomy places the organism in Eukaryota, Fungi, Basidiomycota, Agaricomycetes, Russulales, Stereaceae. Gene Ontology annotation, biological process: termination of RNA polymerase II transcription. The record is from RefSeq and is a predicted model, not a curated record. Gene Ontology annotation, cellular component: nuclear body. The transcript is spliced from 11 exons.